This is a messenger RNA of Notodromas monacha, 1176 nucleotides long. NCBI's taxonomy places the organism in Eukaryota, Metazoa, Arthropoda, Ostracoda, Podocopida, Cyprididae. The record is from the annotation of a GenBank genome assembly.
AUGCUGUCGAAGCCCAGUGAGAACGAAAAAAUAACAACCUUAACGUCUCUCGGCGCGCUGCUGCGAAUCGAGUUUCAACGCCCAACGGAUCUGGAACCCGGAAACCCAUGGUUUUUUUCUAAAAUAUCUGCUCAAUAUGCUGAUGAAAUGGAAACCAGAAAAGAAAAAUCAGGUCAAACCCGUCUGUCUCCCGCCAGGAGUCAAGCUGUGAAAGUGACUCUGAAGGAAUGUCCGAGCAGGCGAACUUCAACCGACAACGAAGUUGUGGAGUUGAUCGAAGACCAGACGGUUAAGUUCAGAUGUCCGUGCAAAGAGGCUCCGAUUGUGUUUUGGCACGUCAAUGGAACUCGGGUUCCGCACAGUUCCGGGAGAUUUCUGCCUUUUAAUAACAUGCUGAAGAUCAAGGAUCUGCGUGUGUCAGACGGCGUCAAGAUGGGCUGUGGACUAGAUUUGAGGACUGCAGACUCAAGUAUGAUGUUCUGGUACAAUUUCACUGUCUCGGUCAAACCUUCCAAUGACAGUGACUCCCAAGAUUUUGUCAGAAGGACUAAGGGAAAUGUGGAACAGUCGAAGCUUCGGCGAAAAGAUUAUGCGGGAGAUCUGGAAUCGCCUGUCGACGAACCGGAAGCAAUGGCUCUGCAGAAAAAGCCGAGCCCCUCGAAACCAACAUUUUACGGGAUCGAAGGGAAAGACUGGUACAAAUACCAAUUCCUGCCUCGUUCAGCUGGUGGAAACCUCCGGAUUUCAUGCAAAUUCAAUCAAACAAACCCGAAAUCUCAGAUCACGUGGCUGAAAAAUGGCAACCCGAAUUUCAUUCGUCUCGGAAAAUACGUGCAGAGGGAAUUCUCUCUGUACCUACAGGACUUGACACUGUCUGAUUCAGCCAACUACACGUGCAUCGUGAACAACACUCUAGGAUCCGUCAGCCGAGUGACCGAAAUUCAAGUUGUUGAACGCCUGCAGAUGAGACCAUUGAUGACGAUGGAGGAAUGCGUCACUCUCACGGUCGGCGAAAAUUACACGCUGGAAUGCAAGAUUAUUUCCGAUCUGCCAAUUUCUCUUAACUGGACGUUUUGCAACGAAACCUCGGCUGAAACUUGCAGUGUCCGUGGCGAGCGGGCCGAGAUUGCCGGCAAUUGCUCUUACGGCAAGGUAGAAGUCGUCUUCGUUGCUUGA